AUGGCAUACGGAAGGAAACCAAUCGACAUCGAGGAUUCAUUCGACUAUUCAUCGGAUGAACGAAGCUCGUCCCCUUUGGCUACUCGUCUAUCAGAGGCACGGCAAGGAGUUCGGGAUAUGAUAGCAAAAUGGAAUGCUCAAGAAUGUGCCAGAAAUUCGAAGCUCGGCAAAACACCAUCUUCUUUGACAAGGCUUCAUUCGGAGGAUAAAGUUAAGAAAUAUAAGGAAGAAAGAACGGCACCUCCUCCGGAUCAAUACACAUGUGAGACUUCCACGUCUUCUACCGAACCUCGCCAAACUGUCCGACAAUCAAUCAGUUCAACGCCUCAACAGUUCCAAAAGAAUACAGAGUCUGAAUUUGACGCUUUUUUCAAAAAGCUCCGAAGCCACCAUAAGUUCUUAAAAAUUGUCAGUGAGGGGAAACUAAAUGUGUACAAGAACGCGCGGUAUUUCAUCAAAGAAGGACCGGUGAAAAAGCAAAGCCGAAAUAAGAAGCAAACCCGACAUCUUGUGCUCUUCACCGACUUACUAUGCGUGUGUAGACUCAAACGAUCAUGGAAGAGCAAGAAUUUCAAUGUCAAGAAAAGCUAUUUUCUGGACAUUAGUGAAAUCCAAAUCAGUCCCGAUACUCCUGAAGGUGGUGAAGUUCUGGAGAUCUUGAGUGCAGUAAAAUCGUUCAGCUUUUAUUUUGAGAAGAAGGAGGAAAAGACUACAUGGGAAAACGCUAUCCGCCAUUCCCAGGAACAGGCCAGCAAAAGAAUCGGACGCAAGAAUCUUGAGCAGCACAUGGACUUGAAGUUGUUGAAGCCGAUUCAAGUGCCAAAAGCAGAUGUAACCGAGUGCAUGAUUGAGGGGUGCGGAUCGUCAUUCACGAUGUUGUCUAAGAGAAGAAGCUGUAAGAAUUGUGGCAUUGCCAUCUGCAGCCGUUGCGUCGGACGCGCACCACUCGCCAACACGAAAUACAAUCAAGGAAAUGUGUGUCCUGAUUGUAAUGAUAAAAUUCUGGAGGACUGCGAUGCUGGGACACUUUUUCCGGACAGCAUCACCGAUGUCACCAAAGGGAAGCUUCGCGUUAAAAUUGGAAAAAAGUUGAGGAACCCAUCUUCACUCUUCAAGAAGCCACAAAAUUUUGGACUGAAAAAGAAGAAUUAUGAAGAGAGGAAAACGGACAAGAUUGCCGCCGAUUAUGUUUACAUCAGGGAUGCCAAAGGAGCAGAAAAACUGCGUUUUGUCUAUAUCAGAAAAUCGGACUACACUCUGAGAGUUUUCAAAUCAAAGUAUGAUAGUACAAUUGUUGGCGAAGCAGAAUCUUUGUCGCCACUUCAAAUAAUGAUUUCUCCGCAAGCCGUCAAUGAAUUCCAAAGACGUCAUGCCGGCACCCGACUCGACGUUCUUUACGUCAGUAUCAAGAACAAUUCAGCGGAGCUCCGAAUCUUCAAGGAGAUGACCAAACGUAUGAACAUGACGGCCACCAUUGAUCUCGCCAACGUUUUGAAGAUUUCGCUGAAAUCGAGUGGGGCUGGUAGAGGGAAAAAAGCAACUUUUGAGUACAAAACGAAACGCGGCUUUGGUAUUGUUGCACGUCGAUGUUAUCAAUGGAUCAACGAUUGGGAUAUUCGAACUGAACUCGUAGAUGGGGUUGGCUACACGUUCGAAACUUCUGAUAGUCAGUUAACCAAACUGGCAUUCGAGAAACAUAUAGGAAAUAUCAUCGAUUCGUUCUCUGUGAAAAAGGUAGAAAUCAAGGCCAAGGAAGGAAUGUAUGGACCAUUGAAAGCACUCGGCAGUGCGCUUCGGAAUUCUGGAUCGAUCAUCAAACGGUUCGAUUGUGAAGGAAACCACAUCACCUUCGAAAUGAUGGAAAGCAUUAUAAAAAAUGCGUCUUCACAAACUGCGCUCAACAAUAUCUUUGUGCCAAAGUUAACACCAACUGAAAUAAGGGCUCUUGUUCACUACUGGGCAAUGGGAAGUCGUAUCGAUGCCUUUACUUGUAAAAUUUCCUCCGAAUCAACCAUCAGAGGAAUUGUGGGAGCCCAGGUUGAAUCCACAAUCGCCCGGAACAUCGUCAUCAUCGUCAGCGCUGACCAAACUCGUGCCCGCGUUUCCCUUGUCAAUGGAGCCGUCACCCUUGAGAAACUCUAA
This is a messenger RNA of Caenorhabditis briggsae, 2142 nucleotides long. The coding region runs from base 1 to 2142 and encodes 713 amino acids. Gene Ontology annotation, cellular component: cytoplasm. Gene Ontology annotation, molecular function: metal ion binding. The record is from RefSeq and is a predicted model, not a curated record. The transcript has 12 exons. Lineage: Eukaryota; Metazoa; Nematoda; Chromadorea; Rhabditida; Rhabditidae.